AUGGUGGCUGUCUGGCCGAAAAAUUAUAAUCAGAUUGCAGUGACCUUUGACGAUGUGGCAGUGGACUUCACCCAGGAGGAGUGGAUGUUACUGGACCUCGCUCAGAGAAACCUGUACAGAAGCGUGAUGCUGGAGAACUACCAGAACCUGGUCACAGUAGAAUGGAAAACUCAACAUCAAAGCAAAGAGUCACCAUCUCUCCAGGAUUUUUGGGAAGGAAAAACAGCCAGAGAAAUUCAAAAAGAGAGGACCCACCAGGGAGCAGAGCUCUCUGACUGUGAGCAAAGUGGGAAAGUCUUAAGCCAACACCUAUUCCUUAACACACACAUGAGAACUGAAAAUACAGAGAACACUUUUGAGCACAGUCAGUAUGCCAACAGCUUCCAUACUCUGCAAAAGGGAAGCUCUCUGAGAGAGCAGCUUUCUGAAUUGAAUCAGUGUGGCAGCGUCUUCAACCUGACUCCACAUAAUGUGUAUGAGAGAACCAGUCUGGCAGAGAAGUCUUUUGAAAAUGCGGACUGUGGGAAGAUGUUCAUUAGUCAUUCCCACUUUCAGGCACACGGGAGAAUGUACAGUGGAGGAUAUCUCAAUGAAUGGAUGCUUCCAUUUUCAAGGAUUUCAGUUCCCUCAGCGGGUUAUCCUAUGUAUACGCAAAUGCACACUGUUAGAGAACCCUAUGAAUGUAGGGAAUGUGGAAAAUGCUAUGCAAAUAUGAAACAGCUCAAUGAACACAUCACUCGAUUUCACGCUGGAAUAAAACCAUUUGUAUGUAGUGAAUGUGGAAAAUCUUUCUACACUUCCUCACACCUUUAUGUACAUUUUAUGAUUCACACUGGAGAGAAGCCCUAUGGAUGUAAAGAAUGUGGGAAACACUUCCGGUGGCCUUCAACGCUUCGUAAUCAUGUUCAAACUCACACUGGUGAGAAGCCUUAUAAAUGUAUGAUAUGUGGGAAAGCCUUCAGCAGCUCCUCAUAUCUUCAUCAUCAUUUGAGAAUUCACACUGGAGAGAAGCCCUUUGAAUGUCAGGAAUGUGGGAAAUGCUUCGCUUGGAUCUCAGCCUUUCGCAGACAUGUUCACACUCACAGUGGUGAGAAGCCCUAUAAAUGUAAGGAAUGUGGGAAAGCCCUCAGUAGUUCCUCAAUUCUUAAAGCACAUUUGAGAAUUCACACUGGAGAGAGGCCGUAUAAAUGUAAGGAAUGUGGGAAAGCCUUCACUUAUUCCUCACGACUUAACGAACAUUUGAGAAUCCACACUGGAGAAAAACCCUAUGAAUGCAAGGAAUGUGGGAAAUCCUUCCAUCUUUCCUCAAGCUUAAUUGGACAUUUAACAAUUCACACUGGAGUAAAACCCUAUCAAUGUAAGGAAUGUGGAAAAGCUUUUGCUUGGCCCUCAUUCCUUAAAAAACAUUUACGAACUCAUAAUGGAUAGAAGACCUAGGAAGUGGUGAAUGUGGGAAAUUCCAU
This is a messenger RNA of Hyaena hyaena (striped hyena), 1463 nucleotides long. Its product is annotated as zinc finger protein 501-like. Gene Ontology annotation, molecular function: DNA-binding transcription repressor activity, RNA polymerase II-specific. The transcript is spliced from 4 exons. Gene Ontology annotation, biological process: negative regulation of transcription by RNA polymerase II. Bases 1 to 1428 code for a protein of 475 amino acids. NCBI's taxonomy places the organism in Eukaryota, Metazoa, Chordata, Mammalia, Carnivora, Hyaenidae. The record is from RefSeq and is a predicted model, not a curated record.